AUGCCCUCCGGCUGUGGAGGGCCCUGGGGGCCUAGCGGCCGUGAGCUGCUGGCCUGGGUGCUGGAGCGGCCCCUACCCACCGGGACCAGUGACGGCAGCCCCCGGCUGAUGGAGAAGGGCCCACCUGUGCUUCUUGGCCGUGAGUCUCUGACAACAGUCCCAGACGCUGUCCCCAGCUGCCUUCUUGUGUGCGUUCAGCCAGACAUGGGCGUGGGGCGCCCACCGUGUGCCCGGCCCCGGUGGACGGGGAUCCCCAUAUCCAGGCUUCAGAAGAAACCCACCCCUGCCCAGCCUGGCCUGGCAGAGGGGUCCUCCAAGGUUGCCCAGCCGGGACUGACCACACAGGCCCUGGGUCCAGGCCCGGCUCCCCACUUCCUGGUCGAGGGCUCUGGACCAAGCCAGCCAGGUUCAGGCACGAGGAAGGGCGUGGAGAGAUCCACCAUGAACACGCUGCCUGAGCUGCAGUUCGCCCAAGAGUUCAAACAGGCCGUGCAGGAGGCCUAACCCCAGCUCUUCCUGGCCCUCCUCACCCAGAUGCACUACAUCUUGGAGCUGAACCUGCCCAAGGAGCCCCAGCCCGGCCAGGAGGCCCAGGAGGCAGCCGUGCCCAGCACCCAGAGCUGCAGCAUGUCGCUGGAUGCGCUGUAGAGCCUGCUGCCCGCCACCGGGCACUGGCAGGACUUCGCCCACCUGGAGCUGCAGGGGGCCUGGGACCUCUUUGCCACCACCCACACCGACCCACGGGGCGUGGGCCUCCUCGCCAGGGCCAUGGUGCAGAACCACUGCAAGCAAGUCACGGCGCUGAUCACCCAGCUGCUACCCAACCUACGGAGCCAGGAGCAGCGGGGGAGGAAGGCAGCCAUCCUCCUCCUCACGGGGUCCCUCUACAGCCCUGCCCUGCUGGAGGUGCUCCCCAAACAGGCUGCCCUGACCAUGCUGGCCCGAAGCCUCAGGGACCCCAACCCUGAGGUCUGCGUGCUGAGCCUGCAGGGCCUGGGAAACAUCCUCUUCCACCCAGAGAAGGAGCGGGAUGGAAUCCAGGCAGCGGCCAUGGCAUUGUUCGGGGAGCUGGUGGCGUCAGUGACAGGCAGAAAGCUAAGUGGCCUGAGAACCCAGGUGCACCAGAGCAGUGUGGCCCUGCUUCUGCACCUGAAGGACAGCUGCCGGGCCGUCGUCACGCAGGCCAAGCUCGCCUUCCACUGCGGGCGGCUGCGGCACACCCUCUCCUGCACGCCGGCCUGGGAGGCGAGCCUCGGCGCCCACCACUUCCUCUGGAGCUGCCUGCGAGCGACAGGUGUGCUCCCCAGAUGGAGCCACAGCCAGGAGGGGCUCAGCAUCCACUUGGCACAGGCCCUCGGCUACCCGCACAGCCGCCGUCAUCACAUCAAGACCUGGGCAGCGCUCUUCAUGGGUGAGCGGGGGCCGGACUCGGGGACCCCCGGGCCCGCCCCACCUGAGCGCCCUGAGCCUCACCCGCCCGCCCGGCGCCUGCCUCACCACUGCAGCUGGAGCUCGAGGGCCAUUGGCAAGAGGAAAGGUUAUACCAUUUGCCACCACCCCCAGGCCGUGUCCCAGAUGGUCAAGGACAUGGACACGAAGCUGCUGUUCUGCAGGGAACCAGGCAAGCCCCAGGAGACACUGGCAGGCCUGGGUGAGGCCGGGGAGACCGUGUCCCCCAGAGACAAACUGGGAAGUCUGUGCAGCACCCUGCAAAUGACAACCCCUCCCCUCAUGCAGAUCAGACAGAGCUUCCACCCAGAGCGCCUUGUCCACAUCCCCAGCCUGGACACCUCCACAAGCCCCAUCCCUCGAGGGCCUGCCAAACAAGGCCCCCUGCCCCUCGUCAGCCCCUCCUGA
Molecule: messenger RNA, 1857 nt
Organism: Lipotes vexillifer (Yangtze River dolphin)
Lineage: Eukaryota; Metazoa; Chordata; Mammalia; Artiodactyla; Lipotidae
Source: RefSeq, a predicted model, not a curated record